This is a messenger RNA of Cydia fagiglandana, 8667 nucleotides long. RefSeq lists its product as uncharacterized. The transcript has 11 exons. The coding region runs from base 389 to 3559 and encodes 1056 amino acids. Gene Ontology annotation, cellular component: transcription regulator complex. Gene Ontology annotation, molecular function: RNA polymerase II cis-regulatory region sequence-specific DNA binding; DNA-binding transcription factor activity, RNA polymerase II-specific; transcription factor binding. Gene Ontology annotation, biological process: regulation of transcription by RNA polymerase II. NCBI's taxonomy places the organism in Eukaryota, Metazoa, Arthropoda, Insecta, Lepidoptera, Tortricidae. The record is from RefSeq and is a predicted model, not a curated record.
CAUUCAGUUUUUCGUAUCAAAACAUCGCGCUAUCGCAGCGCGCAGUUUUCUCGCUAUCUGCUUGAAGCAGUGUUGUCGAAUUUUUGUUCCAGUAUUUCGGUAUACAAAAUAUAUUUCGUGUUAUAUCAACUAUUCUCAACUAGAAAGUGUUUUAGUGUGGUGUGAACGGUUUGGAUCAAAAUAAGUUUAACUGUGAAGGGACAAGUAGAGCUACUUAGCUAUACAUAUUAGUAUUGUGUUGAUUUGAGUGGUUUCUGCGACUUACGUCACAGCAGCCGGCCAAUCGUCCGCCGCCGUGGACAGCAACAGGCUGUUGAGAAGUGGUUUUGAUUUUGGAACCUCUUUGGAACAAUUUGUUAAUCAGAUGUUCAUGUAUCCGCGUUGAACUAUGCUUCUGAAAUGCACCGCGGACGGGAGACGGAUCAAAGUGAACGGACCAGGCCAGGGGAAUGUCGCGAGAGGCAUGAAAAUGACGAUGUCACCAUUGUCAUCCUCACCCACAAUGAGCGCCCGCGUGCAUAGGAAGGUGAUGCGCGCGCCGCACAAGCGGCAGCUGCCGGGCAAGAUGGCCCACGCGGGCAAGAUGGUGCACCCGGGUAAGGUGCACCCGGGCAAGCUGGCGCACCUGGGCAAGUUCGGGCGGCUGCACUACCCGCACACGCACGCACGGCCGCCGGAGCCCUGCGAGAACAGCAACGACAGCGGGCUCGGCCCCGACCACGAUCAGAGACAUAACACGGUUAACAGAGAACCCGAGGACUGGGAGCGCGCGGCGGCGGUUAAGAUAGAGUGCGACGACGCCGCGAACGACGCGUAUGCGUUCUCGGCACCGAUGCAGGCCGCGCCCGCGCUCGCGCCCGCUUCCGCGCCCGCCUCCACCGACGCUACCGUGAUGCCCCCUGUAAUACGAGCCAGUUGCAGCAUAUCUAGUCCCAGCACCGAAACAGAGACAAGACUUAACUACCCCGACUACCGGUCGUGCGGCAAGCUCGGCAGCGGGGGCAAAUACGCGGGCGGGGGGAAACUCGCCGGCGGGAAGCUAGGGGGGAAACUCGGGGGCAAGUUAGGGGGGAAGUUUGGGGGGAAGCUGGCGCAGGCAUUGGCGAGGAGAAGAGCGCUGGUGGCGAUGACGCAGGGUGCGCCGGGGCUGGCCGCGCCGCUGUCGGGCCGGUCGCGGGACGGCACGGUGGAGCUGCAGAUACUGUGCCAGCCGGAGACGCAGCACAGAGCCAGAUAUCAGACGGAGGGCAGUCGAGGUGCGGUGAAGGAUAACUCCGGGAACGGAUUCCCAGUAGUCAAGUUGGUGGGCUACGAUAAGCCUGCGGUGCUGCAGGUAUUCAUCGGGACGGACACGGGGCGGGUGGCGCCGCACAUGUUCUACCAAGCAUGCCGCGUGUCUGGCAAGAACUCAACCAGCUGUAAAGAGAGGAAGGAGGACGGCACGGUGGUGAUCGAGAUCGACCUGGAGCCGGCGCGCAACUGGCAGGUCACCUGCGACUGCGUCGGGAUUCUCAAGGAACGUAACGUGGACGUGGAGCACCGGUUCGGCGAGCUGGGCGGGCCGGGGCCGGCGGCGCACGUGUCGCGCGGCAAGAAGAAGUCCACGCGCUGCCGGAUGGUGUUCCGGACCGAGAUCGUCAACGCGGACGGACAGACCGAGACGCUCCAAGUCUGCUCCACGCAGAUCAUAUGCACGCAACCCCCCGGCGUACCGGAAGUGUGUCGAAAGUCUUUAGUGUCGUGUCCGGCGACGGGAGGGCUGGAGCUGUACCUGCUGGGGAAGAACUUCCUCAAGGAGACGAGAGUCGUGUUCUGCCAUCGUCAGGACGGACGGAGCGUGUGGGAGGACGAAGUCGUUCCCGACAAGGAGUUCCUUCAACAGACACACCUAGUGUGUUGCGUGCCGCCGUACAUCCGGCCGGACAUCACGGAGCCGGUGUCCGUGCAGCUGUUCGUCCGGUCGGGCGGCAAGGCCUCCGAGCCCCACAACUUCACGUACACUCCCCCGGCGCUGGACACGGGCCCGCAGCACUGCACGCGGCACCACACGCAAGGUGCGGAGGACGCGCGGCCCGUGCUCAUGUGGGGCGGCGCCAUGAUGCCGCCGCCGGCGCUGCCCGUGCGCCGGCCCUCCAUCAUCGUGCCCGACCCGCACGAGCCGCUCGGGCUCAAGGCCGAGCUGCAGGACGACUCCAGCCAGCACUCCCUCCACGACCACGCCGACUCCUGCGGCCCCGAGGGGCCCGAGCGCCUCGCCCCGCCGCUCCUCUCCGACGACCUGAAGGUGGUCGACCUCCGCCUCAAGGCCGAGGCGAGCCGCGACGGCUCCUCCUUCGGCGCCGCCUACGACGCCAUCAAACUGUCCCCUCCCGCCGCCCCGCAGAGCGAGCCCCCCUCCCCCCUCGCCUCCUUCACCCAGCAGCUGCAGGCCAUCCAGAACCAGGUGCAGACCGACAAGAUGGUCGAGUCGGUCACCGCCGCCAUCUUCAACUCGGACGACCCGGGCGGCCAGAUGUACCCCGCGCCGAUGCCGAUGACGAUGCCCAUGGAUCCGAUGCGGCGGCUCAUCUCCGCCAAGAACAACGCGAUGCCGAUGCAGCAGGACAUGAAGGCGCUGAACCGCGAGCUGAUGAUCGCCGACGCGAGCAUGCAGGUGGCGGCCGCGAGCAUGCAGGCCGCCGCCGAGCCCGGUCUGCUCACCUUCGGCCACAUGUCGCAGCCGCAGCAGCGGCCGAACGAGCCGUUCAACCCUUUCACGAUAACCAAGAUGGAGAUGGAGACCGAUCAGAUAGAGCAGCGCAUCGCGCAACAGACCGCACACAUGGAGGCCCUGGUGGAGGACGCGAUGAAAGCGACGGCGGUGAUGCUGCCGGCCGACGCGGCCAAGCUCGACGAGCUGGUCAACUCUCGCGUGGAGGACCACCUCUCCGGCGGGUCCACGUCGUCCUCGACGGCGUCGCACGCCUCCGACGUGCUGCUAAGCCCGACGGCGGCGGUCGGCUCCGUGCCGCCCCACGACACCCUGAUGGCCCCUCUCCCGACAUCGGCGAUCUCUCCGGACGUGAUCUUAAACCCCCAAGUGUCCCCCAGCAUGAUGUGCGACGCCGGGCCGCGCAUGGUGAUGCAGGCGCCGGCGCCGUCGCAGGAGGAGCUCAUGAUGAUGUCGGAGCUGACGUCGUCGGUGAAGACGCCGCCGGCCGCCGUCAAGUCCAUGAUCCUGAACGCCGCCGCGGAGAUCCUGACCUCCGACUCGACCAUGAACGCGCUCGUGACGUCGGCGAUCAACACCGCCAAUAUACUGACGACCGAGAGCGCGGGCGGAGCCGCGAUGCAGAUGCCGGAGCAGCCGAGCCCGAGCGAGCCGGCGGCCGACCCGCCGCUGUCGGCCAUGUCGCAGGCCGUGUCGCAGGCCGUGACGCAGGCCGUGUCGCAGGCCGUGUCGCAAGCCGUGUCGCAGGCCGUGUCGCAGGAGAUGACGGCGCCCGUGCAGGGGCUCACGGACAUGAGCGACAGCGACCUGCUCUCCUACAUCAACCCGAGCACCUUCGACCAGGUUUAAACUGCGGCGCCCCGGGACGGCCGGGAACAGACAGUGCUAUGCAUUUCAUACUGUAGUGACGUGUCAAAGGCUCAAAGCAGUUUUUACGUGAAUUCUUAAUGGACCGGAUGAAUGGAUGCUAGGAUAAGCGACGCGGACACUAUCUCCUUGCGACGGCUGGUAGUGUUAAUGAUUCUCAAUAUUAUAUUCGUGUGUGGAGUGUUUCUGGAUGUUUGUCAACAGCGGACGAGUCAAUUAUGUUUUCAUGUGAGUCAGUAUUACAGGGCUAAUAAAUUACAUAUGUUACAUUAUAUUCUGGAAAAUGAAUCCUUGGAGUGGGAGGAGUGGAUGGACGCUAUUUUUGAUUUCGAAUUUUAUGUAAAUAGUGAUAGCUUUGUAUCGAUGUUGUUAUUAAAUUAAUUAGUCUUAAUAUAAGUGUCGAUGCGAGCAGGAAUAUACAUAAUCAAUGAAUCGUGUUGCUAAGCUUGAUGUUUGACGUUUAAUAUACGUGUAGGAGGAGAAUUUAAUCGAUGAUUAGAUUAAAUUUAUAUACGCAGCUUUGGAAAUGUUAUUAAAGAUGAAGCCCUAUUAAAUGUAUGUAGAUAGGUAUUACAGGUUAUAGGACAGUAUUUUCGAUUCUGGAUUGCUUUUUUAUAAAAAUGUAGUUAGAAGUUACAAUACCUACAUGAAAAUACUGAUCUGUAUUCGUUAAGUAAAAGUUAUAAUUAUUAAAGGAUGUAAGUAAUCUACUAUUUGAAUUCUCGGGAAGUAAAACGCGUGUUAUUUUAAUAUUAAGUAUUGUUCUGUAUGUUAUUUGGGCGUGUUUAAAUUAUCCUAAUAUAUUUAAAUUGACGCUUUGAUUUGAUAAAUUAUAAUCAUGAAUUAAGUUAAAUUUUGACCAUUUUUACACACGUCUAAAAUUAAGUUAAGGAAUUAUUUUCGAUUUUUAUUAUAAGUGAACAUAUAGUAGUCAUAUAGCGUAAUUAUUUGUAUAAAGAGGGAAUCAAAUAGUAAAUUAAUUUCAAUUAAUCUCAUGCAUUGUAAGGAUGGGAGUUCAAUGUCGCUUUUGAUAGCGAUGAGUAUGUUUUGAAAAUAUAUUGCCAUCCUAUAAAUGACAUACAAUAAAAGUUAUUACAACAAUUAUGCCGUGACCAUAUGCUGGCUACUAUAUUGAAACUACCAAAUACGUAAAUGAUUAAAUCGUAUAUUAUGAAAGGUAUUAGUACGCGUUUCUUCUAACUUUUCAGAAACUAACUGAUGAUUUUUGUCAUAGCUAAAUUGUUGUAAUGUGGCCUAAGGAUGGCGUAUUUAUGAACGGUACGAGUAUGUGUAUUAGGGGCCACACUAUUAGCGUCUCCCGAGCGUCGGCGAUUAAUCAACUAUGGCUGCUGCUCGACGCAACGGUGGCGCAACUGCGCGGCGACGCCAUUUUCCAUGGCGCUGACUAGACGCCGACGCUUAAAAGACGCUAGGGUAGCCCUAAUUAGCGCGGGAGGACAUAAACUUGCGACUGAAGAAAACCUUGGAAAUUAAUCCCGAAUUUAACGGCCCGGCGGGUGCUUUCUCGUUCAUCAUUACUUAUUAGUAAAAACAAUAUUAACGUGUACACUGCAAUUCCUAAAUAUCUCAGGUAGGUCUCGUAUUAUUAUCGUCGGAAUGACCUAAAAAAAGAUUCUUUGAUUCUCACGACUAGGUAUUAGGCAAUCUUUACUAUAUUCAGUCUUAAUAUACCUAUAAGUACUAUAAAUACUAUUGUUAUAUAUACUUUGCACACGGCAAUAUUGGUUUUACAAUAAAUAUAUUGAAAUGGUGGGAUUUGAGAAUGCUACGGGUCGAAGUUAGGUCACAUACUUUCGCCACUACAUGUCCGCAAAUUGUGAUAUGUAACGAAAAAUAUUAUUAGCUUAAUAUCGACAUAGUAGCUAAAUAUGUAAGUGUAAGGAAAACUGUACUGAUGUGAUUAGAGCAAAGAUUUAUUAUAAACAUAUAACAGAUACUUUUUAUAGUAAUGUUGAAUGCUACAUGUUAAAUGUGCCAUUACCGUGUGUAACCUUUAGCGUAGUUAAUGUAAGUGUAAAUGACCCCUGAACCGAGACGCUCUCUGACAAUUCCGACAUGAGAAAUAUGUUCAAUUAAAUUAAUAAACAAGGAGUCAAAAAUAUCUACUUAGUUAAAAAGCAAGCUUCAUAUCUGGCGCUUUUGGCGUAAUCUGAUAAAACCAUCCAAUUAUAAAGCAUUUAGCACCAAACAGCUUGGUUUUAUUGACCGGCAGUAAAAUUUUAUACAAUUUUAUACAAUUUCAAAAUUGGAAGCUAGAAUUUAUAGAGGUAGACAUUUUCUGACUGACAAAUUGGUUUGACCAAGUAUAGCUUGUUUGUCAUGUCAUAGUUGCCAGUAUAAGUUUCGGUUAAGGGUAAUUCAUUUCGGCCGACUUGUACAACUUUAAUUACACCAGGGGUGCGAAGCUCCUGACUUCGGCCUAACUCGGCUCCGCUCGGCUCAGCAUUGCUCCGAGCAAUUUUUAGGGUUGGCACCACUUGACUUCCUUUUGCGUGCACGACCACAGAUAAGAUAAUCACUUAAAUUUUGACAACCCUAAAUAGCCGAAAGGGAUAGUGCCAUAUAUUAGAAAGGGAUAGUAUGAUUCGACCCUGAACCGCUGUCAAACUUCGGUUUUGUAGGAAGCUUCCUUUCUGUACGGUAGUACUAUUAUUUAUUCUGUGAUUACACGUACAACUUUGACAUUUUUAAAAUCGAAUAUGCGUAUAUUUACAGGAUAUGUCAAAAUAUUUCUCAGGUAUAUCUCUCAAAAUAUCUGCCAAAAAUUAAAAUAAUGACAAUGUUACAGUGCGGUGCGACAUAAAAUUGUAGAAAAUAAAUGAGGGCGGUGAAACUUUCUACGUAAAUGUCACAUUUUUGACGUAAAAUGCACAGGAAUACAAUUUAGUAUGGAUUUUUUUUGUUCCAUUUUAUUUAAUUUCUACUAUUUUGUGUCGCACUGUACACAGCGUAUAUAUCCAUACCUGUUCACAAUUAUACUACAAGAGUGCCUUCAACUCUUCACACAGAACCGAUGUCAGGGACCAGAAACAAUAAAAUUGUUCAAUAGAAUAAGGCUACGACAGGGGAUAUCAACGAAAAUAAAAUUUACAAAAGAUUUCUUACAUUGACGACCAAAAUAGCCAAGAGUUUAAGCUCAAACACUUUAAAAAAAUCAUAUUUAUACCAACGUCGAUUAAUCAAUCAAUUGAAACUUUCAUUACCAGCAUUAAAAUUUACCAACUAUAUAAAAACAAUUUUGUUAAAAAUAUAUAGCGAUUAAGUAGGUACCUAUUAUCAAAUGUUUUAUUAAUAAUAUUCAUAUAAUUCAAUAAAAUAAAUAUUUUUAGAUGAUUUUAAAAGCGCACAUCAUUAUAAAUUUAACGAAUAAACAGUACUUAGUACCAGUUGCACCAACCACAUUUGACAGGCUGAUCGUGAUCAACGUCAGCCGGCGCGCCCCGGCACUUUUUUAUGAAACUUUCCAUACAUAAAAGAUUUGCGAACUCUUUAACGAUAGGAACAGUUUGGUGCAACCGACCCUUAGCCGUAAAUAUUUUUCAAUGCACCAUACACAUUAUGCCACUGAAAAAAUAAAAUACCUAUCUAAACUCUCUAAUAUUGAUAAAAAAUGGUUUGUUGUGUUUAUUACCUUGAAAUGUUCUCUAACAUAUCACAAUUAGGUCGAAGUUCAAAUUAAUGAUAGUGACAAAUGAUACAAUUUAUCGUCUUAUAGAAUGUGACAUCACGUGUGUGCUGAAUUGUUUAUUUGAAAUAAAUUAAAAUGAUAGGAAAAUAUAUUUUGAUUCAGAGAAAUGUUAAAAGCGCAAUCACACUGGGUCGUAUCGGGUUGGUCGCCGAAUGUUAAAUUUGAGGUUGCCAGGCAACCGACAUGAAUUUGUGAUUGAGUCAAUAUUUUUGUAUUUGAAAAUUCACUUGUAGGCAGAUGCAGAUUACAGACGUAAAUGUUUUAUGGACCAAGUCCAGUGUUAAUAGUAACAUGUUAAAUUGUCUAACGUUAUAUGGUUCAAAACCUUAUAUCACAAAGGGUCAAGGAAGCAAAAUUUGCAACCAAAAAAUUAUAUAACUUGAGUAGCAUGAAGCAUGGUUGAAGGUUUCAUGUUUAAAAGGAACGUAUUUUUUUUAUUUCAUCCAAGAAACAGCUAGCAUAACAGUAAUGCUUUUGUUUCACGUUUAUUUACAUUAUCGUUGAUUUCUUUGCUAAGCGCGGGCUUAAUGUACAGUCAAACGCAAAAAAAGUUUAAUUACUAAUUUUGAAAUUACUUUAGAUGCUGUAUUCCAGUAAUUAUUAUUUUUCUGCGUUCGUCUGAAUUUGUCUAUUUUGAGUAAAAUGUUGAUCUCUCAAAUUAAAUUAUAAUGGUCACUGUGGUCUUCCAAUUUGUAUGAAGCGUUCACGAGAAAAAUAUGUUUUAAAUUAAAUCAUUGUAUUCGUAUCAUAAAUGAGCGCCCCAUAUUGUUUUUUUUUGUAUUGUCUUCAUAAAUCAGAAAAUUGUACAACUCCGAAAUUGUCAAUAAUAACAGAAAAAUCAUUUAUAAUAAAUAUACUUAUAAAUAAUGAUUUAUACUGGUUAGCUAUUUUUCAUGUGAACGUACAUUUUUAUUAUGGAUCUGAUUAAAUGCAACGUAAUUUAAAAAAAAAAACACUCGAUAUACAUAUACGGGCAACCGAAAGUGACUAGGUUGUUUGUUUAAAUAAAAUAAGAAAAUAAUACUUUUCUAUUAUUUCAACGUGUCCCUCUCAGCUGUUUCAGAAUAAAUAUCAUGAGUACCCUCAGAAUUGAUAUCCAAUUAUAUUGUGCUAUUUUACCUUGCAACUGAUACGCCGCACGCUUAGUAAUAUAAGUACCAAUUAAUAAGCAAGUGUAUUUAAAUUUGAACCGUAUGUUUAUUUAGUUUUAGAUUGAAUUUUGAACGAAUAAUCUGUGUUUAUAUUACUAAACGUGUGAUUCCGUAUCGCUCCGUCGGUAGAUGUCUAGUCGGUCCAAUACAUUCAAUGCAACUUGCCGAAAUGUUUGAAAUUGUAUGUUAUUUGUUUUGAUGUACUAAUUAAUUAAAUGUUUUGAAAAAUA